GAAGCGCGCGAGAUAGAAACUGGAGCGCGGACUAACGUCAGCGUACCCAGCCCUCCGACAAACAGAGUUUCAUGGACUAUAUACUACAAAAAACACAGAUUUGCUCGUGGUAUAUAGUUUGGGAAUCUAUGCACGACGUGGUUGACAAAAAUAUACAAUUGUAUUUUAGCUAAGGGCUUUGGUGAUAAAUGUCCUGGUGGUUGCGCGGAGAGGAUGAGGAGGAGGCUAUGUAUCAGGACACCGACUCUGAUGUGGCUGAACAGAGAGACUGUGGAAAGGUCAAAGUGAAAUGGACACAAGAGGAGGAUGACAAUCUGAAAGCAUUGGUCCAAAGCCUGGGACCAAAUGACUGGAAACACAUAGCCAGUUUUUUACUGAAUCGCUCAGAACACCAGUGCCAGCACCGCUGGUUGAAGGUUCUGGAUCCAGAUCUGGUUAAAGGGCCCUGGACCAAAGAAGAGGAUGAGAAGGUGAUACAACUGGUGAAAAGGUAUGGCAACAAGCAAUGGGCCAUAGUGGCUAAGCACCUGAAGGGCCGUGUGGGGAAGCAGUGCAGGGAACGCUGGCACAACCACCUCAACCCGGAUGUGAAGAAGUCGUCCUGGACAAAAGAGGAAGACCUCAUUAUCUACAAGGCCCACUGCAUGCUGGGAAACCGCUGGGCCGAGAUUGCCAAGCUCCUCCCCGGAAGGACAGAUAAUGCUGUGAAGAACCGCUGGAACUCAACCAUCAAGCGUAGGGUUGAGAUGGGCUUCUUUAGUGGGGUGGAUCCUACUCUGAAGCAUCAUCAGGUGGAAGCCGAGGAGGGCAUGGCCCACCACAGUAAAGAUCAGCAGAUGGACUAUGAUUGUUCUAUGGAGAGGGAUUCAGACCAAGACACUACACUGCUGGAGAAUACCAUUACAGCCACUGUGAGAGGCGGACCAAGGGAAGCAGGCUCCCACAAGGCUGUCUCUCCUCAACAGUCAAAGACACCCAAAAGUGAGCCAGACACCCCAGGACGUGAGCUAAAUACCAAUAGCUGGGUGGUGGACAGCUCAGGCUUCCUCUCUCCCAACGGCUCAAGCUUAAAGGAGGUGAUGGAUAUGGUGGAUGGGGACCUAGAUGGAUGGUGCAACAUGUCUGUCUUUGAUCUGCCUGAGGAGAGCCAGAGCCCAGAGCGGACCCAGUUCCGUCUGGAGGGCAGCACCCUGCAGGAGCUGAGCAAGGGCAACCGGGGAGAGCUGAUCCCCAUCUCCCCUGGAGGAAUCACUCCACCCUCCAUACUGACCCGCCGCAGCCGCCGUCGCAUCGCUCUGUCUCCUGACUCCAACUAUUCCAGGACCCCCAAGAGCACCCCGGUCAAGGUCCUGCCCUUCUCUCCCUCACAGUUCCUCAACAUGUGGACCAAACAGGACAACUUUGAACUGGAGAAUCCAUCCCUCACCUCUACCCCAGUCUGUAGUCAGAAGUCCACGGGUACCACACAACUACACCGCGAUAAGACUCCACUCACACAGAAGGAAAACUCUGUGUUUGCGUCCAAGCUGUACUCAAACUCGGUGUUCAUCACACCCAACCACAAGUCAAAUCUUGACAACACCCCGCGGACUCCAACUCCAUUCAAGAAUGCCAUGGAGAAGUAUGGUCCUCUGCAGCCUCUGCCUCAGACUCCGAACGAGGAGGACUUGAAAGAAGUCCUCUUGAAAGAGACUGGGAUUGAGCUGAUCGUGACGGAUGAGAGUCCACUUGAGCAAAGACGUAAGCAGGUGCAUCGACCUACAAUGAAGAAAGUGCGUAAAUCUCUGGCCUUGGAUGUCAUGGACUGCAAAGAGACGGUCACCUCCAGGCAUCAGUCCAUUAAGUUUUUGCCCCAACCCUGUUCUAAGGCUGAGACGUCUCUCAACUCCUCGUCCUUUUGCAUGAAGAGAGAAUAUAAAGAGGAGAAUGUUCUGGAUCAGGGCUUCUGUUUAGGACCCAGGGAGAGUUGUGCAUAUUCCAACCCAGUGCCACCAACCCCAAUGUCCCAGGCAUGGGAAGCAGUGGUAUGUGGACAGACUAAGGACCAACUUAUAAUGACAGAGAAAGCAAGAUGUUACCUCCGCUCACUAAAAUCCCACGCUCCCAACCGGGCCCUCAUCCUGUCCUGAGCCUUCCCUCACUACCAAGUUCUCAUUUAUGCUGUGUUCACAUGCUAUCAGAGUUGGGGAAAUUCCUAUUUGUGUCUGGGAAGUUUCACUUAAACAACCCAAUGCCAGCAGCAUACCACCCUGCAUCCCACAGCUGGCUUGUAUCUGAAGCUAAGCAGGGUUAGUCCUGGUUGGUCCCUGGAUGGGAGACCAGAUGCUGCUGGAAGUGGUGUUGGACGGCCAGUAGGAGACACCCUUUUCCAAUACCCCAGGGCAGUGCCUGGGGACGUUGCCCUGUGUAGGGUGCCGUCUUUCGGCUGGGAAGUUAAACGGGUGUCCUGACUCUCUGUGGUCACAAAAGAUCCCAUGGCACUUAUCGUAAGAGUAGGGGUGUUAACCCCGGUGUCCUGGCUAAAUUCCCAAUCUGGCCUUCAUACCAUCAUCCCCAGUUUACAAUUGACUCAUUCAUCCCCCCCUCCUCUCCACUGUAACUAUUCCCCAGGUUGUUGCUGUAAAUGAGAAUGUGUUCUCAGUGAACUUACCUGGUAGAAUAAGGGUUAAUAAAAUAGUUGGAUUACAAGUGAGAAAAUGUUGUUGCAGAGUUGUGACGUUUUACCAGUGCCCUUUUACCUUUUCAAACAAAAGAUGACAUCAGUUUUUGACAACUACAACCUCAUCAAUAUGGAGGAUGUAGCUAGUUUGACGAUAUUGUCAAUGCUAAGCAAGCUAGCUGUUUAUCAAGAUUUGGUUGAAGAAUGAUUCUGACCAAAAAGUACAUGAAUGAAACAAAUUCGUAUUUCCGUCAUCACAACUAAGAAAUAGGAAGUUCUGACAAGCACGUGAAUGUGGCAUAACUCUCUGCUGUGCAGAAAUUUUCAUUGUGUUAAACAUGUUUAAUGUAACUAUUCCAAAGAUUGUGUUGGUAUUCUUUCAUAGCAAGGUUAUGUGUUAUAGGUUUCUAAAAGGUUUUGAAAAUUUUUUGAUGCCGUGCUAUGUUGAGCAAGCUCAACUGAACUGAAGUAGUAGAUACUUGUAAAUAUGGGGGAAAAUGUUUUAUUGUAGGGCAACUUUGUCAUGUUAUUUCAAGUUUUUCCAAAUGUAAUGUUUGAAUCUACACACACCAUUUCCUAGUAAGUUUUACCACAGCCCAUCAACAAUUGAAUAAUCCACACUUGCAUCACGUUUGUCAUACUCAAAAGUAAUGUAAAGGUCUAUCGUCUUCAUGUUUUCAUUUUGAUAUCUCAAGUAUACUUGUCAUUUUGCACUGACAUCUAUCAGUAUUGCGUUUCGGUUGUAACUGCCUCAUGCAUUUGAUUACCUGAUCAAUCAAUAAUGAAUGGAAACAAAUUGACACACAAGUGAACAGAGAGUUGAGGGGUUGCUGAAAUGUUUGUUUCCUAUGAUCUAUUUUUAUGUUAUGUAGUCUACUAGCCAAUCUAAGGUUUAUUAUAGGCUACUAUUUUAUUAAGAAUAGAAUGUAAUGUGAAUAUGAAUCAUCAUACAUUCAGGUUGCCCUAUUCACAUGUCCAAAGUUGUAUAGAUUUGAUAAGAUUAUGGUGUUUUGAAUUACAGAAUGUUUCUGCUGAAAACGGAUCAUUUUCUGCUUGCAGAUAAGAUGUAUGAGUAAAUCAUCUGCU
Molecule: messenger RNA, 3745 nt
Organism: Oncorhynchus kisutch (coho salmon)
Lineage: Eukaryota; Metazoa; Chordata; Actinopteri; Salmoniformes; Salmonidae
Gene: mybl2b
Product: v-myb avian myeloblastosis viral oncogene homolog-like 2b
Exons: 15
Coding region: 189-2129 (646 amino acids)
Biological process (GO): regulation of DNA-templated transcription
Cellular component (GO): nucleus
Molecular function (GO): RNA polymerase II cis-regulatory region sequence-specific DNA binding; DNA-binding transcription factor activity, RNA polymerase II-specific
Source: RefSeq, a predicted model, not a curated record